Zeugodacus cucurbitae (melon fly) is the source of this 1620-nucleotide messenger RNA. RefSeq lists its product as uncharacterized. The transcript is spliced from 3 exons. NCBI's taxonomy places the organism in Eukaryota, Metazoa, Arthropoda, Insecta, Diptera, Tephritidae. The record is from RefSeq and is a predicted model, not a curated record. The coding region runs from base 226 to 1293 and encodes 355 amino acids.
AAAAUUAUAUACUUAAAAUAAUUUUCAUAUUGAUAACUUACAAUGAAAGCAACGUACAUUGGUAUUAAAAGAAAUAUUUCACUUCGAACUUAUUUCAUGCUUAUAUUUUCGAUAUCGAAAUUGUAAGUGAAAUGUGAAAUCAAAUCGAACAAAUCGUGUACGUUUUUAAACCACUCUGUUGUGUUGGCAGUAAAAUCAUUUGUCAGCAAAAUACGUGUCUACAAAAUGGGUCGACAUAAAAGUAGAGCACAAGAAGCCAUUAUGGUUAAUUUUAUGCAGAAACACACUGAUCUUGCCUCUGGUAUGAUUUCGGACAAAAGACACAGAAAUAACCUGUGGACGUUGCUUACUAAUAGACUAAACACUCGCGGACCACCAAGAAAAUCACCAGAACGUUGGAAAAAGGUUUGGGUCGACUGGCGUUCUUCAAUUAAGAGGAAAAUUAUACAAGAGAAAAAUGAAGCAGCCGCUUCAGAUCAACUACAUAGUAGAAAAACAUUUCUAUCGCCUACUGAGUAUGAAUUAGCACAUAUUUGUGGAUUUUUAGAAAAAGACGAAGACGGUUAUGUCCAAUAUCUCAAUGACGAUACAUAUUAUGAUGGUUCAGUGGCUUCAAUUGGUGAUGUUGAAACUGCAAACGAGUCUAUAUCACAAAUGAAUACAUAUUUGGAUAGCGAUGCUGAUGUCCAUGCAACUAGCAAAAAAGAAGAUUUUACUAAACAUUAUAGUACUGGCAUAGCUGUAAUCAAAGAGGAAUUGAUACUCGAUGACACAGAUAAUGAAAUGCCAAUGGACUCAGAUGCUGGUAGUACAAAUUGUGAUUUGACAGAGAGAAAUAACUCUGAAACAGAAUGUUUAACUGUGGAGCACUUUGCCAUAUGCGACAUAACGCCGAAGGAGAUAAAACAUGAAAUAGAAGACAGUGACGUUGAACGUCAGUUAAAAGAUCGUCGUAGCACAAAUUCAACAGAAAAAGUGAAAAGAUUUAAGGUAGAAAGUGAUGAAGGUUUAGUUAGUCUUAUUACACAGCAAACCAUAUUGAUGCAAACUGUUACUGAGUUGAUUAAAGAAAACGCGAAAGGGCAAACUGAAAGUUUACGUGUCAUGAAAGAUAUAAGGCAUGGCCUGAAGGAUAUGAGUGAAUCAAUAAAAAAACUCAAUGAAGCAACAGCUGAACAGCUAAAAGAACAGCGUCGACAUAAUUAUGAGAUAGAAAAAUUACGCAGAGAAGAAAUGCUAUUAAAGAAGCAACAGCUUGAAUUAAAUGAGUUGGAGAUGUUUAAAAAGGCCUAAAAUAGACAAGUAUGUGCUGUGAAUGGAAUUUUCAAAUCCAAAUUUCCUUUUUACAUUACAAACGAAACCUUAAUUUUUAUAAUGUAGAUAUUCAAAAAUAUUCCAAAAAACGCAUUUAGUUAUUAAGCUAUUAAUUAGUUAUGCCUUGUAAAAUAAAUAGCAUUAAUUUUAUUAAAGAUCAUUGUUUAAAAUUGUGAAAUCUUAUUGUGUAAAAAUAAUUACGUUAAGUUCAAAAAUGAAGUUUAUGAAGUAUAGACGAUGUAUUAAAUAAAUACAAAUGCAAAUAAAAAAGAAUUUUAAAGCGUGCAGCUGCCUGACUGAUAGUAA